Rhineura floridana is the source of this 2338-nucleotide messenger RNA. RefSeq names its product tripartite motif containing 14 (gene TRIM14). The coding region runs from base 127 to 1629 and encodes 500 amino acids. The record is from RefSeq and is a predicted model, not a curated record. Gene Ontology annotation, biological process: innate immune response. Gene Ontology annotation, molecular function: zinc ion binding; protein binding. NCBI's taxonomy places the organism in Eukaryota, Metazoa, Chordata, Lepidosauria, Squamata, Rhineuridae. The transcript is spliced from 6 exons.
CGUGUGCGCCUGCAGCAUCUCCUUGAGUUUCGGUUUCCUCUGCCUAAGCGCCGACUGCCUGCCAGGCCCUGGCCUGCCCAUCCCCCUGCCUCUCUCUCCCGUGCCUGCUUCGGUGUCUUGGAGCUCAUGGCGCAGCGUGAGCGAGACGACAUUGCCGCCGCCGGGGCGACCUGCGACCUGUGCGCGCAGGGGGAGCCGAGCGCGGCGGCAUGGAGCUGCCUCACUUGCUUGAGCUCUCUCUGCGAGGCCCACGCGCGGCCGCACCUGGCACCGGACGGGGAGCCCAGUGGGGCUUUCCGAGGCCACCGUCUGUGCCCAGCCGGGGAGGCGACGGAGGAGUUACGCGUCCUGCGAGAUCUGGAGCGCUGGUGCGCCGAUCACCACGGGCGCCCUUUGGAGCUGUUCUGCGAAGAGUGCGCGCUGUGCGUUUGCGCGCUCUGCCCGGCGUUGGGCCCCCACCGCGGCCACCAAGUCGACCUCAUCGCCCAGGCGGCGCAAGGCAAACAGGAGAUUAUGGCAUCGCAUUUGAAACAGUUGGCACUAAAGAAGAAUCAGGAAAUUGACAACACAAAACAUAUAGAAGAAACUACUAAUGAACUUAAGGCACAUAUAUUAGCAAGUAAAACCUGGUUGGUGGGGAAGUUUGCCGAGCUCCGGAUCCUGUUUGAUGAGGAGGAAACCUUGACCAAAAGAGACAUAGAUGAGAAGGCCCAGCGUGCCCUGAAGGCAUAUGAAGAACAGUCAGAAGCUUGUGAGGGCCGGAUUAGGAUCAUAGACAGCUUCACUGACAGGGUCAGGGAGAUCCAGCUUCAAUCUGACCCCCUUCAUUUACUCAAGUGCUACAGUGCAGUAGAAAAGGAAAUGCUGGAUCAGAGGAUCCCUGCAGAGCAGUUGGUUCCGCAGCCUGUGACAUUUGAACACAUCGUCAACCACUUCCGGUGCUUUGUGGAGAUCAUUCAGUCCAUCUUCCAGAAACCACUCAAGGCUCGCCUCAAGGAAGAUGUUUUCAGCAGCCUUAACAGCACCUUGAAGAAGGACCCCGGUCUGUUGUUGAAAGUGAACUCUUACCUCGAUCGGUCACUCUUCUUGAAACAUGCAAGGUCCCCCACCCUGGAGAUAAACAGUUUGCAUCCUAGGUUGACAUUGUCUGAGGACCGUCUUUCAGUAAGCUGCAGCUGGAGGAGAAGGCUUUACCCCUCGAGCCCACAGAGAUUUGACAGAGUCUGGCAAGUCUUGAGCAGAGAUUCUUUCUUUGCUGGAAGCCAUUACUGGGAGGUGGAUCUGCUUCAGGCUGAGCAAGGGUGGUGGAUUGGAGCAGCUUACCCGUCCAUCAAGAGAAAAGGAGACUCCGAACUUUGCCGGCUGGGCUGGAACCGAGCGUCCUGGUGCAUCAAAAGGUUUGCUUUUGAAUACUGGGCGUUCCACAAUGGAGAAAGAAUCCCCAUUCGGACAGAGGAUGAUCCUGAGCGAGUAGGGGUUUUGCUGGAUUAUGAAGCUGGGAUCCUGUCUUUCUAUAAUGUAACAGGUGGGAUGGCACACUUGCACACAUUCCACUCAAAGUUCACAAAGCCGGUUUAUCCAGCACUGAGAUUGUGGGAAGGGACAAUAACAAUAUGUAAGUUACCUUAAGGCCUGUUGGGACCAGAAUGUAGAGAAGAUCCAUCUUUCUCAUCAGGAUGUAGAACUAUUGCGAUAAGUACUUCAGAUUUUGAACAGAAGAAAAGGAUUGUACUGUACAAUACUGAAUCAUUUUCUGGAUGGCACCACAUCGCUCAAGAUAGCUGUUGGAAUAAUUUUCUAUUGUUACAUUUUUAUGAUGUGAAACACCCACUUUGCAGACCCUUUCAGUCCUGAGAACCAGUGUGGGUCACUGGUUCUGGAUUUGACCGAGAGAUAGCAGUUCAAAUCCCCACCGCUUUCUUGCAGAUCAGGCAUUGAGCUGGCCAGUGUCAGAGCCGUUUUCCCACCUGCCAUGGAAAUUAAAGCCUACCUCACAGGGUUAUCAUGAAGGUUGGAGGCGGAGAGCAAAGGAUAUAAAAUGAUGUUGAAAAAAUACUUGAUUUGAAAAGCUUUCUAAUAUUGAUGUGAUUUAUGGAAACAGUCUCUUCUUAAUCCCGUCUUGUGUGUAUUAAAAUCUCUGGGGAAGGCUUGGACCCUUUGGCUGUAUGCCUGAUUGCACUGACACACUAGGGCCCAAUCCUGCUUGCAGUGGAACUCCUGUACAAAUACUGUUUUUUAAUCUAGAAAAAGCCAUCCUAUGUGCCUUGGAAAAUGUAAAACGAUGAUGUGUGUUGCCUUGGAAUAAUAAUUUACUUAGUAGCCAAUAAAAUCUCUUUGA